Messenger RNA from Cadophora gregata, 1559 nucleotides. RefSeq lists its product as uncharacterized. The coding region runs from base 157 to 1026 and encodes 289 amino acids. The transcript has 3 exons. Gene Ontology annotation, molecular function: FMN binding. The record is from RefSeq and is a predicted model, not a curated record. NCBI's taxonomy places the organism in Eukaryota, Fungi, Ascomycota, Leotiomycetes, Helotiales, Ploettnerulaceae.
CACUGGCUUCAACUCCACAUAUCAUUCCCUCCCUCUCAUAACAACUUAAAAAAUCAACUAUAAACAUAUUUAUAUAAUCUAAGCUGUCUUAAUACAUUCAAGUCCCUCAAAAUAGCUUCCCAAGCCAACUCCCGCCUCUUGCGACUGGCCCGCACAAUGUCAACAACCUCAGCACCCCCCUCUACCAUCGGGGUAGCCCCCUGGCGGCCUCUGUUCCUAACCCAUAUCUCCAAGAUGGCCUCACCGGAGUUUGUUUUCUCAUCUCUUCACCCUUCGCCAUCCAAGGACUCGCCUGUCCCUUACCUCCCACGAGCGCGCUACUGCAUCUUCAGAGGAAUGUGGGCCGAGCUGCCAGAGAACAAGCAUAAUACCGCGCCUCAGAAUGAGCGGGUCUAUGAAAGUGAUCUGUUGACUAUCACAACCGAUGUUAGGAUGGAAAAAGUGCCUGAGAUUUUUGCCAGCUCGGCGGGUCACGGGGAUGUGAGCCAAAGUCAGGGGAGUGGUGGGGGUGGACCUGUUGAGGCGGUAUUUUGGGUCAAGGAUGUUAUGACGCAGUGGAGGAUUAGAGGGGAGGCUUUCAUCAUAGGACGGGAUAUUGAGGGUGAGGGAGAUGAGUCGAGUGGAGUGAGGACGGUCAAGAGUGAGGUUGGGGAGAGGAUGAGGAUUGUUAAGGAGGAUGGGCGUGAGGGCUGGAGUUGGGCGAAGGAGCUGACGGCUCAUUUUGGAAAUUUGAGUCCUGGUAUGAGAGGAAGUUUCAAGAAUCCACCGCCUGGUACGCUGGUUGGUGUUCCGCAGCCAGAUAAAAGGUUGGCCUUGGGGCAGAAAGUUGAUGACUUGGAGGAUGAGGUUGCGAGGAAAAAUUUCAGAGUUGUCAUUAUCAAGCCUGAGGUUGUGGAGAUGGUCGAUUUGACAGACCCGGAGAGAGCUCGGAGGUGGAAAUAUUCUUAUGUCGGACCGAAUGCUAGCGAUUCUGGAGACCAUGGUGAAAUUAUCGGGGAAUGGAAGAAGGAAGAGCUAUGGCCAUAGAACAUCUCUGAAUUUUUUCAGGUAGAAUUGGGCUUUUUAGAUGCAUUCGUCGAUAGAUAUCGUUGUACCAGACCAUUUUCCAAAGUACUCAAAGUGUGAUAUGACAUCGGAGUCGUAACUACUACAUGAAAGCUUUCCACGAUUCCCCUUCUGAAGCCGUGGGACUCAUUUCCCUAUUGCUAAGAAGGUCACGGAGCCGAUCGCUCAUUUUGUUAGGCUGCCUCGCCUAUUUCCAAUAAGUCUUAGGCACGAUUGAUCACAACCACGAUACAUUGAGUAUCAGCCCGCCAUUUUCACUCAUUUACAUCUAGCUAGCUCUUAACCUUGCAAAUGCCACCACUGGCAGUAACCAGCUUUCCAAGGCCAGUCUUCGGCUCCUCGCCCUCCUUGCUCAACUCCUUUACAGCACCUGCAUCAAAAGCAACCUCUAAUUCACUCGUGGUUGUGAAGCCAAUUUGACACUGCUCCCAAACCUUCUUCUAAAAUUAGGUCUGUGAAGACCGAUCCAGCCCCACCCCUACCCUAAAUUUGCA